This is a messenger RNA of Musa acuminata AAA Group (dessert banana), 753 nucleotides long. Its product is annotated as NDR1/HIN1-like protein 2. Gene Ontology annotation, cellular component: plasmodesma; plasma membrane. Gene Ontology annotation, biological process: defense response to other organism. The record is from RefSeq and is a predicted model, not a curated record. The coding region runs from base 1 to 753 and encodes 250 amino acids. The transcript has a single exon. NCBI's taxonomy places the organism in Eukaryota, Viridiplantae, Streptophyta, Magnoliopsida, Zingiberales, Musaceae.
AUGACUCGCUCGGCCGAUCCGAUCCCAGUCGUCACCAGCUACCCCGCCGGCGCCGGCUACCCCAACCCCUACCCUUACGUCUACGGCGCUCCUCCCCCGCGGCUCCCGCCGCACGCUGUCCCCUACUAUCCCUACGGGGCCGGCGCGACUCCGCGGCCGGCGCCCCCUUCCGAGCCGCGCAGUACCGUCUUCCUCCGCAGCCUCUGCGCCGUCAUGAUCGCCUCCUUCCUCGUCCUCUUCGUCUUCAACCUCGUCCUCUGGCUCGUCCUCCGGCCCAACCUCCCCGAGAUCGCCGUUUCCUGGGCCGCCGUCUCCGGCUUCAACCUCACCGCCGCAGCCCAGCGGCUGUCCGCCGAUUUAAACUUCUCCCUCACCUUUCACAACCCCAACGACAAGUUGGGCAUCGACUACGACGAGAUCGGCGUGACCGUCCUCUACGACUCCGAAAUCAUCUCCUAUGCCCCGAUCCCGCCCUUCUAUCAGGAGAAUGGGAGCACCACCGCGGCCGGUGCCCGCCUGUUAUCGGCGGGCGCGAAGGCGAUGGACUGGGAUCGGAGCCAUGGCGACGGGGCCCUGAACUUUGUUUUCAGGGUGUUCGCAUGGGUGAAGUUUGGGUCGGGCGCGUGGUGGACGAGGAGGGACGCCGUGAUGGCGCACUGCAAGGAUGUCCGCAUCGGGUUCGGUAACGGGACGGUGGCAGCGGCCGGCGAUCUGGUUGGCCCUUCGCCCAAGAAUUGCUUGGUUUUAAUGUAA